Blepharisma stoltei is the source of this 651-nucleotide messenger RNA. The record is from the annotation of a GenBank genome assembly. Lineage: Eukaryota; Ciliophora; Heterotrichea; Heterotrichida; Blepharismidae.
AUGGUCGACAGACAUUGGCUGUAUGGAAAUUUCCAUACAAUUACUGCAUCAGAAUCGAACUCUAUUGAUUGAUGCAGGGAAGUAGGCAUUAUGAAGGAUCCUAUAUGCGACUUAUUCCAUAGGCCGACCUAUAUUUAUCAGGGAGGUAAUUCACAUUUUUUAAGAUGCAAUUCAUGCCAAAAAACACUCUCUUUGCGUCGGCUUUCAAUAUUUCAAUAUUCUAGGCUUCCGCUCUCCACUUGCAUUAAAAUAAUCUUUUUCCACAUGAUAAGAGAACACUCAGUGCUUCAGAUUGCUCAAGAUCUUGGAUAUACCCAUAAAGCAGUAAGAAAAUUCAUCAAAGCAGUCAGAAGGCACAUUUCUAAACAAAUUUUUAAGAGCUAUUUCGAAGAUGAUCCUUUAGGAUCAGAAAAUGAGCCAGGUAGAAAUCACCCAACAGUAGAGAUGGAUGAGACCAAACUCCUGCACUGAAAGAACGAAACCAGAUGAGUGUGUUUGGAAUUUAUGAUAGAGGCACUAAAAAAUAUCGGCUUUUUUACUGUUCUAACAAUAGGUCCUAUGAAGAACUUAAAAAUUAUAUACUCUUAUCAGUUGCUACUGAUCCGAAUAACCCUACGGAAUGUUGGACUGAUGGCUGAAGAGAGCAUAUAA